ACAGCGACUGCUGGAACACGCCAAGGCGACACAUCUUCUUCAACCCGCGUCUGGUAACUGUUCCGUUCUCGUCGCCCAGUCUCCAUCUCUCUCUCUCUUCAUCUGAAUUCAAAUAUACCAUUCGUGAUUCUUCAUCGAGCGACUGUUCUUCCCCACAUCACCCAACACUCCGACAUUAUAAGGAUGAAAGGGAAAGGUGCGUUUCUGAUGGUACUGGCUGGAUGGGGAUUGAUAGGCCUGAUGAUUUUGACGACAGCAGUCGAAGCCGCGCCACAUCCCGCCGACUACACCAGCAGCAGCGUCAACAACCAGCGCGACUUUAGAAGUCGGCGCGGCUUCAAAACGGUCGGCCUGGCGACGGCGAGGGGCUUCGGUAAACGCGCUCCGUCACUAUCAAAUUUCAACUCCUUCCAAGAUGCAGCCGAACAGAUGAUGCAACAGCAGGAGGAAAAUCCAAGCAGCGAUCCCGACGUUUUCCCUGUGGACUGGCUGGUGAACUACCUACAAAAUAAGCCGGACGUGAUCCGCUACAUGGUGGAGCACUUGCUGGAUCACAACGGCGACGGUCAGGUGACAUCUCAAGAAAUGAUGACAUCGCUACAGCAACAGCGGGAAGAUUGAAUUGAUGGUUCCGCGGUGUUCUCCUCUCAUGACGAUCAUGACGCUACAGCUUCCCCAAUUCUCUCACGUUCUAAGAAGGAUGUAAUAUACAAUUUAAAAAUGGCUGUACUCGAAAUAAUAAUAAUUAAAAAAAAAAAAUUCUAAACAAAAUAGACUUGAAAAAAAUAAAAAUUUGGACUUGCUCCGGGGGUGAAUAGAGAGAGAAGUAUCGAAAAGAAAGGAAGCGAAUUCUUGUAACUUUUUAUCCAUAGAUCAUGGCUUUAUUGGUUCAUCUUAUUUCUUCUGUUGUCUUGACGAUAUAACCUUUAUAUAUAUGUUUGCCACUUGUCAACAACUUCUAUACACUUCAGUUGGAAAUAAUAAAUAAUACUCUCCUAUUUCGCUCCUGUGGCAUGUUUGUCUCAUCGCCAUAUGUAUCCUCUCAUCGUAUAUGUCCAACCAAAUACCUGUAUACAUGAAACUGGAUAGGGCGCUAUCAUUUUAUGUUAACAGUUCACCAAUACACUAUAUAUGAGGCUUCCCAUGCUUCCGCUAUCCAUUUUUUCGGUUUCUAUAUUAUAUUUCUCUCUCUAAUUCUAUCUGUCUUUCUCUCUCUCUCUCUCUCCCAGUGUUACUCUCUUGUAUACGUUUCUUUUUAGAAUAUUCAUCUGACAUUUUUUUGUGUAUAACUGCCCAUGGCGUAUUAUAUAGAGUAUAUAGGCCUUUG
This is a messenger RNA of Daphnia pulicaria, 1327 nucleotides long. RefSeq names its product allatotropins-like. Bases 184 to 621 code for a protein of 145 amino acids. The transcript has 3 exons. The record is from RefSeq and is a predicted model, not a curated record. Lineage: Eukaryota; Metazoa; Arthropoda; Branchiopoda; Diplostraca; Daphniidae.